Molecule: messenger RNA, 2794 nt
Organism: Polypterus senegalus (gray bichir)
Lineage: Eukaryota; Metazoa; Chordata; Cladistia; Polypteriformes; Polypteridae
Gene: smad7
Product: SMAD family member 7
Exons: 4
Coding region: 1231-2361 (376 amino acids)
Biological process (GO): BMP signaling pathway; SMAD protein signal transduction; regulation of transcription by RNA polymerase II
Cellular component (GO): heteromeric SMAD protein complex
Molecular function (GO): transcription regulator inhibitor activity; I-SMAD binding
Source: RefSeq, a predicted model, not a curated record
ACGGACGAGAGGGAGGGAGAGCCAGCCCAGCACAAGGGCACUUGGUGGAUCUCACGUCACUUUGAAACCCCUCUUGUGAAGAGUGCAUCACUUCUGUUUAACUGUAUUAAGUUCUGUUUCUUUCCUUCUCUUUUGGAACGGAAACUUCUGUUGAAAGAGGUUAGAUAAAGCAAAACAAGGAAAUAUAAAGAAACGUGCUAACGAGCGGAGCGCGAGAACGAGACGGGGGUCUGCAGUAUCACUAGGAGCAGCAAAAAAAAAAAAAAGAUUCUCACUCGCUACGGCCACUUUGGGGGUUUUCUUCAGUAUUCAUUUCUUCUUCAGUCGACUGCCACUUCUUUACUCAGUUGCGGACCUAAAGAGUUGUGCACCCAUAUGGAGCCGAGGAAAAUAAAAAAACUUUUGAUUUACACGCAUAUUUGCAUCCUGUAACGAAGACGACGCAAGGGCAGACGGAUAUAAUUUUGUAGUGCAUUACAAGAGAAAAAGACAACAGCCUUUCCCUCUGACAGCAAGCGGAUCAAGGAUUGUGGAUUUAAUCUUUAAGAAAAAAUACAGGACGAGCUUGGCCUUGAAUGGAUAUAUUUCUUUUUUGGUUCAUUGCAUUGUCAUUUUUUUCUUUACCUUUUCUGUAGCUGAGGUUCUAACCUUUAGCACUGAAUGGUGCGUGGAUUUUGACGACGUUCAGUAGUUGAUUUGUUCCGGCGUUUCUAAAAUCACCUUUUUAAGGAGCAGUAUCAAUGUAGCGGUUUUUUUUUUUAAUAGUAAUAUCACUAACGAGUGCCUCCGAGGUGCCCUGAUUUUGCUGCUAAUUUUAUAUAUUACUCGGUGGUUGUACCACUUAGCAUUUCGCUUGAUCAGUGAAAGAAUUAUUUGGAUUUCCCCCUCCUAAACUAGGCGAAAAUAUUGGAGGCACUUCCUAAUUUUGUGCUAUUAGUCUUCAAGGUUUUACUAUACCACGACGUAUAGGGGAUUGCAUGUAGAGGAUAAAGAAAGUAAACGCAUCCCCUCUCGGUGUAUUUUUAGGACGAAACACUAUUUUUUGUGGUAUUGGUAUACAUCUAUAACAAAAGACUGGCGUAUGUUACAGAUUGUCUUUGCUGCUCCAGUUCCAAGAUUAUUAAUAUUAUCUCAGGCUGCUUGUCGUUGCCUGGACUCGGAUCCCGGAUUCUUCAUGAUUUGCGGACAUCAUGCUCGUUUUUUAGCCGGGAAACCCUUUUUUCGUCCCGCAUGUUCAGGACCAAACGAUCGGGGCUCGUCCGGCGACUCUGGAGGAGCCGUGCGCCCGGGGAGGGCGACGGGGAGACGGAUACCCGAGCGCAUGGGACCGGGGGCUGCUGCAUGGGCAAAGCGGCUAAGGUUUCCAAGCCUAACCCCGGAUCUGAGGCUGAACUGAAAGCUCUGACCCACUCGAUCCUAAAAAGAAUCAAAGAGAAACAAUUAGAGGCGCUUUUGCAGGCUGUGGAGUCGAAGGGGGGUGCCCGGAGCCCCUGCCUCCUCUUGCCUGGCAAGGUGGACUCCAGACUGGGUCAACAUUCGUACCCCCUCCCGCUGCUGCUCUGUAAAGUUUUCAGGUGGCCGGAUCUCAGGCAUUCGUCCGAAAUUAAGAGGCUACCUUGCUGUGAAUCUUAUGGGAAAAUGAACCCAGAGCUCGUCUGCUGCAAUCCCCACCAUAUGAGUAGACUGUGUGAACUAGAGUCUCCCCCUCCUCCUUACUCCAGAUACCCAAUGGACUUUCUCAAACCACCUGAUUCCUCUGACUCUGUGCCUUCCUCUACUGAAACUGGGGGAACUCAUUUUUUGGCCCCUGGGGGGCUGUCAGAUUCCCAAGUUCUGCAGGAGCCAGGUGAUCAUUCUCACUGGUGCGUAGUGGCGUACUGGGAAGAAAAGACGCGAGUGGGCCGGCUGUACUCAGUGCAGGAGCCUUCCCUGGAUAUUUUCUAUGACCUACCUCAGGGGAAUGGCUUCUGCCUUGGACAGCUCAAUUCGGACAACAAGAGCCAGCUGGUUCAAAAGGUGCGCAGCAAGAUUGGUUACGGUAUUCAGCUGACCAAGGAGGCAGAUGGCGUGUGGGUGUAUAACCGCAGCUGCUACCCAAUCUUCAUCAAGUCGGCCACACUGGACAACCCAGACUCGCGGACGUUGCUGGUUCACAAGGUGUUCCCUGGGUUCUCCAUCAAGGCCUUCGAUUAUGAGAAGGCCUACAGUUUGCAGAGGCCGAAUGACCACGAGUUCACACAGCAGCCCUGGACCGGUUUCACUGUACAGAUCAGCUUUGUGAAGGGCUGGGGCCAGUGUUACACAAGACAGUUUAUCAGCAGCUGCCCAUGCUGGCUAGAGGUUAUUUUCAAUAAUCGAUAGCUGCAAGCCUUCUCAUGGAGUGGAACUACUCAGUUUGUUUCAUUCUUUUUUUUUUUUUUUGAAGGGAGGCGUGAAAUUAAAGACUUUGCUGAACGAAAAAAAAAUAGACCCAAGGACUUCUUUAAUAAAUAAGAUUUAAUAAAGAAAAAAUGUAUUUUAUGUUAUAUAUAAAUAUAUUAUUACUUGUAAAUAUGAAGACGUUUUAUAAGCAUUGUUAUUUAUGUAUUGUGCAAUGUGUUAACGAUAAAGAAAAAAGAUGCACUUUGCUUAAUAUAAAUGCAAAACAAAUGCCAAAAUUAGAAAAAAAAAAAAAAAACUAAAAAAUUAAACACAAGAUUGGUGUUUUUUCUAUGGGUUCCAAAAGCCCAGUUGAAUGUUUUUUAAAAGGAAUUAAUGUUCUAUUAAAAAUAAAACUGUACACCUUUUAACUUGA